AAUCAACCAGAAAGUGGUCAGAAUAGCUUUCUUGUUCUUCUAUUUAGUAUUCUAGUGGUUGGUGGUUCAGCUGUUGGUAAAACAUCAUUAAUUUCACGUUUUGUUCGUAAUGAAUUUCCGUCUCUGCAAUCAUCAAAUGAGAUUCCUGUUUAUACAACAAUAACAAUUGAUAAAGUACCAUGUGAUUUAAUAAUUGAAAAUAUUCCAUAUAAUGUUGAUAUUAGACAAUUAAAUUUUCAACAAAAACUACCAGUUGGUUGUCUACUACUAUUUUCUGUCACAAGUGAAUUGAGUUUUUCUCAAAUUUUAUUGCUUGACAUAUCAUUAGAACACAUUCACAUUUUCACCUGA
Messenger RNA from Didymodactylos carnosus, 351 nucleotides. Lineage: Eukaryota; Metazoa; Rotifera; Eurotatoria; Philodinida; Philodinidae. The record is from the annotation of a GenBank genome assembly.